Molecule: messenger RNA, 480 nt
Organism: Exophiala oligosperma
Lineage: Eukaryota; Fungi; Ascomycota; Eurotiomycetes; Chaetothyriales; Herpotrichiellaceae
Exons: 2
Coding region: 1-480 (159 amino acids)
Source: RefSeq, a predicted model, not a curated record
AUGUCUUCCGAAGAUAACACCUCUACCCUCAAGUCCGUCAUGGACACCGCAACUGAUCACUACAAAGCCAAGGGCGAGGCCGAGUCAGACCUUUCUCACGCUGCGGCCAAAGCUGGUCCAUUCACCAUCAGCUCAACCGGCGCUCCAGCCAAGGACAACAGUGACCGCACCCAAGGCCAAUGGGACCAGACGAUCGGUAGCGCCAAAGAGACCGUUGGUAACCUCCUCGGCAACGAAAACCUCAAACAGCAAGGCCGCGAGCAGAACCUCCAAGGCCAGGGCCAGGAAGCCAAGGGUCAGCUGAAUGACCUUGGAAAGGGCGUUAGCGAUCGUGUUCAAGGUGCAGUUGGCGGGGCUGCUGCUGCCUUGACAGGCGAUCGUGUUCAACAGGAGAAAUACGCCGAUAUGCACGACGAAGGAAAGACUCGCCAACGUGGCGUUGAGCUUGAUCUCGACAAGCAAGCUGCCGCUCAGAAGUAG